Micromonas pusilla CCMP1545 is the source of this 3205-nucleotide messenger RNA. RefSeq names its product H+-translocating pyrophosphatase family. Bases 61 to 2373 code for a protein of 770 amino acids. Gene Ontology annotation, molecular function: diphosphate hydrolysis-driven proton transmembrane transporter activity; inorganic diphosphate phosphatase activity. Lineage: Eukaryota; Viridiplantae; Chlorophyta; Mamiellophyceae; Mamiellales; Mamiellaceae. Gene Ontology annotation, biological process: proton transmembrane transport. Gene Ontology annotation, cellular component: membrane. The transcript has 2 exons. The record is from RefSeq and is a predicted model, not a curated record.
UUCGCUCGCGACUAGCCGUAAACCAGUCUGUCAGAGCAAGGCUUUCUCGCAGCCGCGUGAAUGGUCGAAGACGUCCUGGCUGACAUCAUGGGGUCGCUUCUCAUCGUCUUCCCUGCCUUUGUGGGGAUCAUCCUCUCGUAUUUCCUCUACAAGAAGGUGAACAAGAUUUCCCUUUUUCGCAACUCUCCCGUCGACGAAGAGAUCCUCCUGCGGCGAAUGGAAAAAGCGGAAGCUGGCGAAGGCGGUGACGCGGACUCGUAUCAGAAGCUCCGCCAGAUCUACCGCGACAUACAGACGGGCGCAAAGGCCUUCCUCACAGCGGAGUACGGGAUGUGCGUCAAGUUUUCAUUCGUCGUAGGAGGCGUCACGUCGAUGAUCUCCGGGUACAUAGGCAUGAUGAUCGCGGUGUUCACAAAUGCGCGCUGCACGAUGACCGCGACGCUUUCCCCAGAUGCAGUGGCGUGGAAGGAAAGUUUUAAUGUUGCAUUUCGAGGCGGCGCCGUAAUGGGAUUCGCGCUCAGCGGAUUGGGUAUCCUCGUGUUAUAUUUCCUCAUAUGCAUGUAUGUCACUGUGUUCGAUGUUGCGUCGGAGGCAAUCAAACUUUUCGAGUGCGUCGCCGGCUUUGGCCUCGGCGGCUCCGCGAUCGCAAUGUUCGGCAGGGUUGGCGGAGGCAUCUACACGAAAGCCGCGGAUGUUGGCGCCGAUCUUGCCGGGAAGGUUGUCGCUGGUAUACCAGAGGAUGAUCCCAGGAACCCAGCGACAAUCGCGGACAAUGUUGGGGACAAUGUCGGCGAUGUCGCGGGCAUGGGAUCUGACCUUUUUGGGUCCUUCGCGGAGGCGACUUGCGCCGCGCUCGUUAUCGCGGCACAAUCUCAUGAUCUCGUGUCUGCGGGAUGGGAUACGCUAAUUUUCCCUUUGUACAUCUCCGCAGUCGGUAUUCUCGUGUGCGCAGCGGUAUCUUUUGUCGCAACGGAUCUGAAACCAGUCCGAAACGAAGCGGAAAUCGAGGAGGUUCUCAAAACCCAACUCGCUCUGACGACAAUUGGCAUGACGGUCGUGAUGUACCCCAUCUGCGCGACGUUUUUGCCUUCGACGUUUUACCUAGGCGCUCGCAGCACGUUUGCGGCGUCUUGUGCGAAUGCAACCGGGAACUCUAAGUGCGUAACGAAUGGACCAUUUCACGCGUUUUGCUGCAUCUCUGCCGGUCUCUGGGGUGGUUUGAUCAUUGGUUUCGUGACAGAAUAUUUCACGUCGCACUCCUACUCCCCGGUCCGUGAAGUCGCGCGCUCAACUGAGACGGGUGCGGCGACGAACAUCAUCUACGGCCUCGCGCUCGGGUACAAGUCGACGAUAGUCCCUGCUGGAAUACUCUCUGGGAUCGUUUUCGCUUCAUUUUCGCUCAUGGACAUGUAUGGUGUCUCCCUCGCCGCUCUCGGAAUGCUUGGCACGUUAUCCACGUGCCUUGCGAUCGACGUGUACGGUCCGAUAUGUGAUAACGCCGGAGGAAUCGCGGAGAUGGCGGAGCUCCCAGAGACGGUGAGGGAGAAGACAGACGCUCUCGACGCCGCAGGGAACACGACGGCGGCCAUUGGUAAAGGUUUCGCUAUCGGCUCUGCCGCGCUCGUUUCCCUCGCGUUGACCGCGGCGUUUGUAACUCGGACGUCUGUGUUGGACCAUGGAGUGAACAUGCUCAAUCCGGUCGUAUUCGCGUUUCUUUUGAUCGGUUCUAUGCUGCCGUAUUGGUUCAGCGCGAUGACAAUGAAAUCUGUCGGUGUCGCUGCGAUGGAGAUGGUGAAGGAAGUGAAGCGUCAGUUCGACACGAUCCCUGGUCUUUUGGAAGGCAGCCCCGGUCACGCACCUCCGGAUCAUGCUCGUUGUAUCAAGAUCAGCACGGAUGCAUCCCUACGUGAGAUGGUUCCCCCUGCGAUUCUCGUGAUGACGUCGCCGAUCGCCACCGGCAUGUUUUUUGGCGUUGAAGCUGUCAUCGGAUUACUCGCUGGCGGGCUUGUUUCCGGCGUGCAGCUCGCGAUUUCCGCAUCGAACACCGGCGGGGCAUGGGAUAACGCUAAGAAGUAUGUCGAAAAAGGUGGUUUAUUUAUCGACAUGCCCAAGCGCGACAAUGUCACGGGCGAGAUCAUUCGGGACGAGUUGGGGUCGCCUGUGUUGAUCUCUGUGCGACAGAGGAAAGGCAGCGACUGUCACAAAGCCGCGGUCGUUGGUGACACAGUCGGUGACCCGCUCAAGGACACGAGCGGCCCGGCACUUAACAUCCUCAUGAAGCUUAUGGCGAUAAUAUCUUUGGUUUUCGCUGAUUAUUUCAUGUCCAUCAACAACGGGCAAGGUUUCCUAAAUGUCCCAAGACAGGCAUUUUAAUUUUGGAUUGACAAAUGAGGGCGCGCCAAUUUUCAGGAGACAGUCCGACGCGCACAGAACAACAGUAAAGAGACGAUUUCCCAGUGCGACUAGGCGAGGAUCCUCUAAUUCCAGAAUUCGCCUCGAUUCGUAUGACGCGAUUCUUAAAAUUAGAAAUCGCUUACGUGUUCUAUCAUUAUUCGUCUAUGCUAUGCUUGAUCCUCAAAUAUCUGCUUGAUCCCCACUUCCCUGCCCUCUCGUGAAGGUACAUCGAGAAAAAGCGCGAUCGAUUUCGAUUCGUCUUUCAUCGCUUCUUUAUCGCAUCCGGCAACCAUAUUAGUAUCGGAAGCAGGUGAGCUCACGACGAAGCUGACGCCGCCUGCGCUUAGCUCUCGAAUCACCGGGCCGGGGCUCAGUCCAUUACCAAGUGCACUGUCCGCGUCAACUUCCCUCGGCCGACCCUCUGGCAUGCUCGCGCGAGAUAACCGAUAUAGUCUCUCUCGAUCGCUCUCUCUUUCGUCUGGUGCAACUCUUCUUAAGCAAAAAUCGUCAAUUUGUGAGCCCCUGUCCGCCCUCGCGAGACUCGUGAUCGUUGGCGGCAGCGCGGGGUUGAGUGUAGGCACUAUCAGCGCGUGAUUCCCGGGGAGCACCAGGGCGUUGUCGUCAGGCCCGUCCCUGACCCACGACCGGGUUUGCGCAGACGUGAGUAAAGACUCAACCGCGGCCUCGACAUCCCCUUUAUUUAUAUUCAGCGCCUCGAAUGCAGCAGUUUCAUCAAAUCCCAUCGCCACCAAUACCUCUAAAUCUAGAGGGUCUGGAACUUUGUAAAUUUCGCGGGCCUCAGGGCAAUCGU